Molecule: messenger RNA, 774 nt
Organism: Leishmania braziliensis MHOM/BR/75/M2904
Lineage: Eukaryota; Euglenozoa; Kinetoplastea; Trypanosomatida; Trypanosomatidae
Product: heat shock protein grpe
Exons: 1
Coding region: 1-774 (257 amino acids)
Biological process (GO): protein folding; protein import into mitochondrial matrix
Cellular component (GO): PAM complex, Tim23 associated import motor
Molecular function (GO): protein homodimerization activity; protein-folding chaperone binding; adenyl-nucleotide exchange factor activity
Source: RefSeq, a predicted model, not a curated record
AUGAUAGUGAGAUUCAGCCGCAGACUAAUUAUUAAUGAUACCCUGGUUCUGUGCAGCACUCGCGUGAUCCCACUUGCACUCUCAAUUCCACUUUUGUUUCAACUUUCUACAACUGACUCCUUUUUAGAACACAUUCCUCGAGACCAGCACAAGAUAAUGUACAGACGAGUGGGGACACAUGUGACGCCUCUGCUCUGCUCAUGUUGCCUAAUACAAAGGAAAUGCGCUACCCAGGAUGGUGCAACCACCUUAUCUGUUGUGGAUCUCAAGACUAAGUACGAAGUCUUGAGGGCACAGCUUUGUGAAAGCAAGAAACAAAUUCAGCAACUUCAAUCGGAAAAUCUGUACACUGCUGCUUCGUGUGAAAAUAUUCGGAAGGCCACCCAGGAGCAAGCAAAGCAGGCGCAUAAUGACGCAGUAAGAUCUUUUGCACAGGAUAUGCUGGAUGUUUGCGAUGCCCUGCAAGUAGUUACAAGAAAAGUGGGGGAAUACAGACAGAGGAACUCUUCCAUCCCCCAAAGCGAAGCUUCGAUCCUCACUGGUGUGAUGCUCAUUGAGGAAGUGGCGCUGAAGGUUCUGAAGCGGUAUGGGGUGACACAAAUGAAUACCGUGGUUGGUGCCCCAUUUGACGAGGCGAAGGAAGAGAAGAUCUUUACAGUUCCAUCUACUCUUUCUCUUCAAGAAGGCAGUGUUGCUGAGAUUGUGAAAAAAGGUUACCACAUGAACGAGUCAGUUUUGCGGCGUGCGGAAGUUGGAUUGAGCGAGGACCCCUAA